AUGUACUGGGGAAAUCAUAUUAGAAUUCUUUUCACAGUGACUCUGGUGUGGCAGGCUGUUCAUUUAGGAAAAGGCCGUGAAAAAGAAGGACAUGGAGAAGAUGUGAAAAGUCUCAAUGUCACAACACAAAAGCAGCAACCCAAGAAUGAAGGGACUAUUAUAAAUGCUUUCAGUGACAUGAAUCAGAGUUACGAAAGCAGAAAGCAACAGAAUUCCAGGGCAUUGGUACCUUUCACUGGGAUCACAGAGAGUAAAAAACUGAACAGACACUGCUGCCAAAAUGGAGGGACGUGUAUCCUAGGGACUUUCUGUGCCUGCCUAAAGCAUUUCACUGGCAGAUACUGUGAACAUGAUGAGCGCAACUGCGGCAGCAUUGCCCAUGGCGCCUGGGUGCUGAAGGGCUGUUGGCUGUGUCGGUGCGGCUAUGGUACUCUGAACUGUCUCUCAGAAAUAAUGCAAGAUAACUGUGAACUGAAAUCAGAAAAGGAGGAAAUUACCAGGCUAUAUUCUAAUGGGCUGAGAUUACAGCAAACAGUGUUUGCACUCGCUUGCCUGCUCACCAUCCUCCUGGAGCUCUGUUGUUGGCAGUUGUGA
Molecule: messenger RNA, 594 nt
Organism: Pelecanus crispus (Dalmatian pelican)
Lineage: Eukaryota; Metazoa; Chordata; Aves; Pelecaniformes; Pelecanidae
Source: RefSeq, a predicted model, not a curated record